AGUGGGCCGCCGCUCACCUUCCCGGCUGCACAGGUCGCUCCUUCUUCCCGAAGCGGCGAGCGUGGAGCUGGCGCUGGAAGCCCGAACCUGCGGUGAACUAGCCAUGGCGAGUGAGGACAAACAAGUUGUUCAGCCAACAGGUGAUGAUGGAGGAGGAGGAGCGGGAAAAGAAGGAAAUGCUGCUGAAGGGGGAAGUGUGCUGCAGCCUUUGAAUCCAGGAGUCCCCAUCCGAGGUAUCAAGAUGAAAUUUGCGGUGCUGACAGGACUGGUGGAAGUUGGUGAAGUGUCCAACAGAGACAUAGUCGACACUGUGUUUAAUCUGCUCGUCGGAGGCCAGUUUGACUUGGAAAUGAACUUUAUCAUCCAAGAAGUAGAGGGCAUCACCUGCAUGUUGGACUUGCUGGAUAAAUGUGACGUGACCUGCCAGGCCGAGGUGUGGAGCAUGUUUACAGCAAUCCUAAAGAAAAGUAUCCGCAAUCUACAGGCGUGCACGGAAGUGGGGCUGGUUGAACAGGUGCUCAAGAGGAUUGACAGAGCUGACAACAUGAUUGCAGAUCUCUUAGUAGAUAUGCUGGGUGUGCUGGCCAGCUAUAACUUGACAGUUCGAGAGCUCAAGUUAUUCUUCAGCAAGCUUCAAGGAGAAAAAGGGAGAUGGCCACCGCAUGCUGGGAAGUUACUGUCUGUGUUAAAACACAUGCCUCAGAAGUAUGGACCUGAUGCCUUCUUCAACUUUCCAGGAAAAAGUGCUGCAGCUAUUGCCUUACCUCCUAUAGCCAAGUGGCCAUACCAGAAUGGAUUUACUUUCCACACUUGGCUAAGAAUGGAUCCUGUAAAUAAUAUUAACGUGGAUAAGGAUAAGCCUUACUUAUAUUGUUUUCGAACAAACAAAGGACUUGGUUAUUCUGCUCACUUUGUUGGAGGCUGCCUGAUUGUAACAUCCAUAAAAUCAAAGGGAAAAGGUUUCCAGCAUUGUGUAAAAUUUGAUUUCAAGCCACAAAAGUGGUAUAUGGUUACUAUAGUGCACAUCUACAACCGCUGGAAGAACAGUGAACUUCGAUGUUAUGUCAAUGGGGAACUGGCAUCUUAUGGAGAAAUAACGUGGUUUGUCAACACCAGUGAUACAUUUGACAAAUGUUUCCUGGGUUCUUCAGAAACAGCAGAUGCCAAUCGAGUGUUUUGUGGGCAAAUGACAUCUGUUUACCUUUUUAGUGAAGCUCUUAAUGCUGCUCAGAUCUUUGCUAUUUAUCAGCUUGGUCUGGGGUAUAAGGGAACAUUCAAGUUCAAGGCAGAAAGUGAUCUCUUCCUCGAUGAACAUCACAAAUUGUUGCUAUAUGAUGGCAAACUAUCCAAUGCUAUUGCUUUUAUGUACAAUCCAAGGGCUACAGAUGCACAGCUGUGUCUAGAGUCAUCCCCUAAGGAUAACCCUUCUAUUUUUGUUCAUUCACCACAUGCCCUCAUGCUGCAGGAUGUGAAAGCAGUCUUAACGCACUCUAUCCAAAGUGCCCUGCACUCCAUUGGAGGAGUGCAGGUGCUUUUCCCUCUCUUUGCACAGUUAGACUACAGGCAAUAUUCAUCAGAUCACAUUGACACAACUGUUUGUUCUACUUUAUUGGCAUUCAUCAUGGAGUUGUUGAAGAACUCUAUUGCUAUGCAAGAACAGAUGCUUUCCUGUAAAGGCUUCCUUGUGAUAGGAUAUAGCCUAGAAAAGUCUUCCAAAGCCCAUGUUACCCGAGCUGUUCUAGAACUUUGCCUUGCCUUUUCAAAAUACCUGAGCAACUUACACAAUGGAGUGCCCUUGCUGAAGCAGCUGUGUGAUCAUGUUCUCCUCAAUCCUGCAAUAUGGAUUCAUAUCCCAGCACAGGCUCAGCUGACCCUGUACACUUACCUGUCUACUGAGUUCAUUGCCACUGUUAACAUAUAUGGAGCAAUCCGACGGGUUGGGACAGUUCUUUUGGUCAUGCACACCCUAAAGUAUUACUACUGGGUAGUGAACCCUCAGGAUCGCAGUGGUAUAACUCCCAAGGGCAUAGAUGGUCCACGACCUACUCAAAAAGAGAUUUUAUCCCUGCGAGCAUUUUUGUUGAUGUUUAUUAAACAGCUAGUGAUGAAGGACAGUUCUUUUAACCAAAACCAUGUUCUGGUGUACAUCCAUUUUGAAUUCAAAUUUGUAACUUUUAUUCAACAGGAUGACAAUCUAAUGGAUGUCUUGCAGUUGCUUGUUGCUCUGAUGUCAGAGCAUCCCAAUUCUAUGAUCCCUGCAUUUGAUCAGAGGAAUGGAUUACAGGUUGUCUACAAGCUUUUAGCAUCACAAAGUGAAGGCAUCAGGGUGCAAGCUUUAAAAGUGAUGGGAUAUUUCUUAAAGCAUCUUGCUCCAAAGAGAAAAGCUGAAGUCAUGCUUGGACAUGGAUUGUUCUCUUUGUUGGCUGAAAGGCUGAUGCUUCAGACAAGCUUAUUCACCAUGACCACAUACAAUGUCCUGUUUGAGAUUCUGACUGAACAGAUUUGCACUCAAGUGAUACAUAAACAACAUCCUGACCCAGAUUCAACAGUGAAGAUACAAAAUCCUCAGAUUUUGAAGGUUAUUGCAAUCCUGAUACGUAAUUCUCCACAGUGCCCAGAAACUCUGGAGGUUCGGCGAGCCUUUCUCUCAGAUAUGAUUAAACUUUUUAAUAACAACAGAGAAAACAGGAGGAGUUUGUUGCAGUGCUCUGUGUGGCAGGAGUGGAUGCUUUCCCUUUGCUGUUUUAAUCCAAAGACUUCUGAGGAGCAGAAGAUAACUGAGAUGGUGUAUACCAUCUUUCGAAUUUUGCUCUACCAUGCAAUCAAGUAUGAGUGGGGUGGCUGGCGUGUUUGGGUGGAUACACUGUCGAUCACACAUUCAAAGGUAACUUUUGAAAUGCACAAAGAGAGUCUUUCUCAAAUGUACAGGGAGUACCAAGAGAAAGGAGGUGAAGGAAGUUCUUCAACUCAAAUUAGAACAAUCUCUGGAGCUAGCAAAGAAGCUGAAACCAAGGAAAAGCAACAAUCUUUAGAGUUAAAAGAAGAUGCUACUGUUCCUUCCUGCACUAUUGAUGGUGAUACAGAGCACAGAACUGAAAAAAAAGAGACAGAUAACUCAUCAGGUGUUGACCAACAAACUCAUUCAGUGUCUAAUCAUAAGGAGGAGUUAGAGGGGGAAGAUAGGGAUACUACACAGGAUUUAAAAACAGUACCUUGUGUGGAAUUUUCUCCAGAGUCAGAAACAGUAAAGCCCAGUGUUUCAGAAAUUAGUUCUGGAAUAGCUGAAGCAAUUGAAGAUUCUAGCAAAGCUGAUGAGCUUGAGGAAGAAACAGUUGCUGUCACUGCUGCUUCUCUAGCAAUGCAAACUACUUUGGAAGGAGAAAUUCCUACAAGUCCAGAAGAACUGGAAAAAUCAACAGUAGAGGUGGAAGAUGAAGAUGACUUUGUUGAUUUGAAAGAUGAAAGUAGCAUGCCCUUACCUUCAGAUGAGUUUGCAGAAAGGAACAAGGAAUGUAACUCCAAUGAAAGCGAAGUGACAAAGCAGGAAAAAACAACAGAGAAGGAACCUGAAUCUGUGCUUUUAAAAUCCAAAGGUACUGAAAGUGUGGAUGUGAAAAAGGAAGAACUGACUUUACCAGAAACAGUGAGUUCUGCAGUUGCAGAUGUUGUGACUCAACCAGAUUCAGAAGGCAAAAAGAUGGUGAAGGAAGAAAAGGUUAGUGAAACCAAAACAACUGUGGAAAAUGCAAAUGUACGUGUGCCAGAGCCUGCUGGAGCUUCCGACAAGAGAAUUGCCAAGCUUGAUGUUUCUAGUGUUGCAUCAGAUACAGAAAGACUGGAACUGAAAGCUAACACAUGUCUAGAAGCACCUCUGCCCCCCAGAUCCUUACCUGAGACCUCAAGGCAGCAAGUUUCUUCAGGACAAGAGCUGACUGCUGCCUUGGAUGGGCAGAGAAGAGACACGAGGUCAACUGUGUUCCGUAUUCCUGAGUUUAAGUGGUCACUGAUGCAUCAGCGCUUGCUCACAGACUUGCUCUUCUCCAUAGAGACAGAUAUUCAGAUGUGGAGAAGCCAUUCUACCAAAACUGUGAUGGACUUUGUGAAUAGCAGUGACAAUGUCGUAUUUGUGCACAACACAAUUCACCUCAUCUCUCAAGUGAUGGACAACAUGAUCAUGGCCUGUGGUGGUAUAUUGCCAUUGCUUUCUGCUGCCACGUCUGCUACUCAUGAAUUGGAGAGUAUUGAGCCAACUCAAGGGCUUUCAGUAGAAGCAUCUUUAACAUUUCUCCAGAGAUUAAUCAACCUUGUGGAUGUGCUAAUUUUUGCAAGCUCUCUUGGUUUCACUGAAAUUGAGUCUGAGAAAAACAUGUCAUCUGGAGGAAUUCUGCGACAAUGCCUUCGUCUGGUAUGUGCAAUAGCAGUAAGAAAUUGCUUGGAGUGUCAGCAGCAUGCACAGAUGAAACCUGUUGGAGACAUUGGAAAGAACCAGAAACCAGUGCAAGGCAUUAUAGGAUCAGGAAAGACUGCAGCAAAGAGUCCAGUGGACAUUGUGACUGGUGGCAUUUCUCCAAUACGAGACCACGACAGGCUUCUGCAGGAUAUGGAUAUUAAUCGCCUUCGAGCAGUAGUGUUCAGAGAUAUAGAGGAUAGUAAACAGGCUCAAUUUUUGGCUUUGGCUGUUGUGUAUUUUAUUUCUGUGCUCAUGGUUUCAAAAUACAGAGAUAUACUGGAACCUCAGAAUGAAAGACGACCACCAAACCAAAGCCAGUCAUGCAAGGGAUCAGAGAAUGAAAAUAAUGAGACUCCUACUACAGUUGUGGAAAACCCGUCUGCUGCUCUUGGUGCUUCAGCCUCUACGGAAGAUUCAGAAAGUGCAGCAUCUAUACAAAGAAGGGAUUCUGGUCUCGGGGAGGAAGCAGCUUCAGGACAAACAAACAAUUCGAGUGGUGCUGCUGAAGCAGGAUCUCUGAAUGUCAGUGCAGGUCCAGAUGCAAUCAGUGAAGUACUGUGCACGCUCUCGUUAGAAGUAAAUAAGUCUCAGGAGGGCAGAAGUGAGACAGGAACUGAAGACAGUAAACCUGCAGGUUCUGUACCAGCUGCAAAAAAUGUCAAUGUAAAGGACAUCUUGAGAAGCCUGGUCAGCACACCCGCUGAUGGGACUGCAGUGGAUGCUGCUCUUCUUCCACCGACCUUCCUUGGAGUUCUUGGUGAUGGAGCUGCUGAGCAGCCUGUACAGUUCCAUUCCUUUGACAGGAGUGUUGUUGUACCACCGAAGAAAUCAACCAUUUCCUCUUCUACAGCUGCAGUUGGUAUUCCUACAAAUGCUGUCAGUGUGGUUUCUUCUUUAGAUUCAGCCCAAGCCCCAGAUCUGUCAGGAGAAUCUCCUGGAAAGGGAUCAUCUAAUUCAAAAUUGCCAUCUGUUCCUACAGUUUCUUCAGUGCCUGAGGAUUCCGCCUCAAAUAUGAGUAUUACAGACAGGCUUGAACAUGCUUUGGAAAAAGCUGCCCCACUUCUGAGAGAGAUUUUUGUGGAUUUUGCUCCUUUUCUUUCUCGGACUCUUUUGGGCAGCCACGGGCAGGAGUUGCUGAUAGAAGGUACAAGUCUUGUAUGCAUGAAAUCUAGCAGUUCAGUUGUGGAGCUGGUGAUGCUUCUUUGCUCUCAGGAGUGGCAAAACUCUAUACAGAAGAAUGCUGGCCUUGCCUUUAUUGAGCUUGUUAAUGAAGGAAGGCUGCUGAGUCAAACCAUGAAGGACCAUUUGGUACGAGUGGCUAACGAAGCAGAAUUUAUCUUGAGCCGACAGAGAGCAGAGGACAUCAACCGCCAUGCUGAAUUUGAGUCACUGUGUGCCCAGUAUUCUGCAGACAAGCGGGAAGAAGAAAAAAUGUGUCAUCAUUUGAUAACGGCAGCGAAGUACCGAGACCAGGUGACUGCAACACAACUAAUACAGAAAAUUAUCAACAUCCUGACAGACAAGCAUGGAGCCUGGGGAAGCUCUGCACCAAGUCGUCCUCGUGAGUUCUGGCGCCUUGACUACUGGGAAGAUGACUUGCGGCGCCGGCGACGAUUUGUGCGUAACCCCCUCGGAUCGACACAUCCUGAAGCGACGCUCAAAGCAGCCGGAGAGCAUGGUCCCAAUGAGGAUAUACUUGUUAAAGGAAAGCAGUCCAUCAAGAGUCAAGUUUUAGGAAACCAGAACUCAGAAAGUGAGAUUCUCUUGGAAGGCGAUGAUGAUAUCAUGUCAUUCAUGGAGGAAAGAGAAGUGGAGAACUUAACAGGUCCAGUUGCCCUCAGCACACCAGCUCAGCUUGUGGCACCCUCAGUAGUAGUGAAAGGCACUCUUUCCAUCACUCUUUCUGAGCUCUACUUUGAGGUGGAUGAAGAAGAUCCUAGUUUUAAGAAAAUCGACCCAAAGAUUCUGGCAUAUACAGAAGGACUCCAUGGAAAAUGGCUCUUUUCAGAGAUUCGAGCUAUCUUUUCCCGACGUUAUCUUUUGCAAAAUACAGCACUGGAGAUAUUCAUGGCAAAUAGAGUGGCUGUCAUGUUCAACUUCCCUGACCAAGCAACAGUAAAGAAAGUGGUUAACUGUCUACCUCGGGUCGGUAUUGGUACUAUCUUUGGACUGCCCCAGACCAGGCGCAUUUCUUUGGCUAGUCCACGACAGAUUUUCAAAGCUUCCAAUAUGACCCAACGAUGGCAACACAGAGAAAUUUCCAACUUUGAAUACCUGAUGUUUCUAAACACUAUAGCAGGUCGAACUUACAAUGAUUUAAAUCAGUACCCUGUCUUCCCUUGGGUUAUCACCAACUAUGAAUCAGAUGAGUUGGACCUUACUCUUCCUAGCAACUUCAGGGACUUGUCAAAGCCUAUUGGAGCUUUGAACCCGAAGAGAGCAGCGUUCUUUGCUGAGAGAUACGAAUCGUGGGAAGAUGAUCAGGUUCCAAAAUUCCACUAUGGCACACAUUACUCAACAGCAAGUUUUGCACUCACGUGGCUGUUAAGGAUCGAACCCUUCACAACACUUUUCCUAAAUCUACAAGGUGGGAAGUUUGAUCAUGCAGACAGAACUUUUUCAUCUAUUUCAAGGGCGUGGCGCAAUAGUCAGCGUGACACUUCUGACAUCAAGGAAUUGAUUCCUGAAUUUUAUUACCUGCCAGAGAUAUUUGUCAACAGCAACAAUUACAACCUGGGAGUGAUGGAUGAUGGAACAGUUGUGUCUGAUGUUGAACUUCCACCAUGGGCCAAAACCCCAGAAGAAUUUGUUCGCAUAAACAGACUGGCAUUAGAAAGUGAGUUUGUUUCCUGCCAGCUCCACCAGUGGAUUGAUCUGAUUUUUGGCUACAAACAACAAGGGCCAGAGGCUGUUAGGUCACUGAAUGUAUUCUACUAUUUGACUUAUGAAGGAGCUGUUAAUUUAAGUUCAAUAACGGAUUCCGUAUUGAGAGAGGCUGUUGAAGCUCAAAUACGAAGUUUUGGACAGACCCCUUCCCAACUGCUCAUAGAACCACAUCCUCCAAGAAGCUCUGCCAUGCAGGUGUAUCUCCUCCUGCAGAGCCCGUUGAUGUUCACAGAACAAGCUCAACAGGACGUUAUCAUGGUCCUAAAGUUCCCGUCCAACUCGCCUGUCACUCACGUGGCAGCCAACACCCAGCCUGGCCUGGCCACUCCUGCCGUGAUCACGGUUACUGCAAACAGGCUCUUUGCUGUAAACAAGUGGCAUAAUCUCCCUGCUCAUCAAGGUGCUGUACAAGACCAGGCUUACCAGCUGCCAGUGGAAAUCGAUCCUCUCAUAGCCAGCAAUACAGGUAUGCACAGAAGGCAAAUCACUGACCUUUUAGACCAAAGCAUUCAGGUACAUUCCCAGUGUUUUGUCAUCACCUCUGAUAAUCGUUACAUCUUGGUCUGCGGCUUCUGGGACAAGAGUUUCCGAGUUUAUUCUACUGACUCAGGUAAACUGAUACAAGUAGUGUUUGGACACUGGGAUGUUGUAACCUGUCUUGCUCGUUCUGAGUCCUAUAUUGGAGGAAAUUGUUACAUCCUCUCAGGGUCACGUGAUGCAACAUUGCUGCUCUGGUACUGGAAUGGCAAAACCAACAUCAUUGGUGAUAAUCCAAGAGGUGAUUUUGCAACUCCUCGAGCUAUUUUGACAGGGCAUGACUAUGAGAUCACCUGUGCUGCCAUUUGUGCUGAGCUUGGCCUGGUAAUAAGUGGUUCAAAAGAAGGACCAUGUCUCAUACAUUCUAUGAAUGGAGAUCUACUGAGGACAUUAGAAAGUCCUGAAAGAUUACAAGGUCCUGAAAACUGCCUGAGACCAAAACUUAUUCAAGCUUCAAGAGAAGGCCACUGUGUCAUAUAUUAUGAAAAUGGCCUCUUCUGUGUGUUCAGUGUGAACGGGAGACUGCAAGCCACCAUGGAAACAGAGGACAAGAUAAGGGCAAUUCAGCUGAGUCGAGAUGGACAGUAUCUGCUUACAGGUGGAGACAAUGGAGUUGUCAUGGUGUGGCAGAUGUGGGACCUCAAGCAGCUUUUUGCUUACCCAGGGUGUGAUGCUGGAAUCCGAUCCAUGGCCCUGUCAUAUGACCAAAGGUGCAUAAUGACUGGCAUGGCAUCCGGGAGCAUCGUGGUUUUCUACAAUGACUUCAAUCGCUGGCACCACGAGUAUCAAACCAGAUACUGAUCCUCACAGCGACCGACACGAGCACUGACACGGGCAGCUGUGUCAGCAGGGAACUGAACACAGCACACCUCUCUUGGUGUCGAGCCACAUGGUUCCUUUAUAAAUAGUUAUAUUACAUCUGAAUGUAACUUAAAUUUGCUGGAAGAAGCAACCUAUUUUUUAAAGUUAAUUGCUAUUUUUGUAGACCUCGCUUGACUUUUUUGGGGGAAGGGCAAAGAAGCAGAAAAACAGCUGCUGGGUUCUGUAGUUAAAAAUCUAUAUUUUUAGUCACAAGGAGAAGUCUAUUUUGAUCCCUGUAUGUAAACAAAACCUAAAGUAAAGACGGUUAAAACUCACGUUCUAGUUAUAUUAUGAAGAAACAGAUUUUCCAUCUGAAGCUUUAUCUAUAACCUUGAGGAAUAUAUGAUUUUAACAUAAUGGAAAUGAAUUAUGAUAUUUGGGGAAUUUUAAUCUGUUCUAUCUGUACCACACUUUGUCUUGUACUUUUCCAAAUGAUUGUACUACAUCAGCACUGAAGUUUCUGGGAAUCAAGGGGUAAUAUUUAAAUUAUGGUUAAUGUAAUUUUAAACUUUGCAAAUCAUUUCCAUCAAUGUUACUAUUCAAGCAUGUUUCUAGGCCUAGGCAAUUAGUUCUUUUUUUUAGUUGUAUGUUUUGUGCAUUUCAGAGAGAGAAAUCAGGAAUGGAGUUUGCGUGUGAAUCCUUUUAGUUGCUAUCUGGCAUCUCCUUCAAAGCACACCAAAAUGUGGAUUGUUCCUCAAAAUCAGAAAGGCUGUUUUGAAGACUUUAAAGUAGAAGCUGACAGAGGCAGGUAUUUUUUAGUAGGUGAGGUGCAAAUUCCAAAGCACACCUCUGCUGGUGGACUGUGAAAGCACUGAGGCAGCAGGUGCUUGCUGGAGCAUGGCCCCCCUACAGCAGCAGAAGUACUAGACUUGCAGGUGACUUACUUUCUGUUUUUCCCCUCAGAAUUUGCCCCUGCAAUACCGUAGCACAUGCCAUGUUCCUUUUCUGCAAAAAAGCAACGAUGUCUUUCAUGUUUUGCUAUCACCAAAUCCAGCCAGAUCCUGCCCAGUCAUAUUAAAUUACCUCUUUCUUUUAGGAAAUGAAAAAUAAUUUAUACUAAGGAACAAUAAGUUAUUUUGGUGUUGCACAAAUCUACUUUUCUACAAGAUUGCUGUGCAGAACUCUGUGAAAAUAUUUGUGAAAAGAACUGUUAUUGUUUUGUAAGUCUGUAUUGCAUAAAAAUCUUCUUUGUAUGUUGUGAUCUAUAUGAGUUGAAAUUUACAUUCCAUAUCUGUAUUGAUACAUACAUUUCUCUAGCUGCCUACUGGAGCAGUUCCUGGUUUUUCUAAGCAUUUAAUUACUAUCUCUUUCAGUAAAGAUUUGGAAUGAGAAAAUUCAGUUUGAGUGAAGAAAUUAAAUAAAAUUACAUUUGUAAUUGAGGGCUUCA
This is a messenger RNA of Manacus vitellinus (golden-collared manakin), 10121 nucleotides long. It is a transcript of the gene LRBA, whose product is annotated as LPS responsive beige-like anchor protein. The record is from RefSeq and is a predicted model, not a curated record. Lineage: Eukaryota; Metazoa; Chordata; Aves; Passeriformes; Pipridae. Bases 104 to 8674 code for a protein of 2856 amino acids. Gene Ontology annotation, cellular component: membrane; cytosol. Gene Ontology annotation, biological process: intracellular protein localization. The transcript is spliced from 56 exons. Gene Ontology annotation, molecular function: protein kinase binding.